Molecule: messenger RNA, 807 nt
Organism: Paramecium octaurelia
Lineage: Eukaryota; Ciliophora; Oligohymenophorea; Peniculida; Parameciidae
Source: the annotation of a GenBank genome assembly
AUGUAAAUACAAAAUAAAAUUGGAGAAGGAUUGUUCGGUCAAAUUCACAAAUGCCUAACAGAAGAAGGAGACACUUGUGCCAUUAAAAUUUAUAAGGAAGGAUGCCCUAAAAAAUUAAGGGAAAAGGAGAUUAAAAUUCUCCAAUCGAUCAGUCACACAAAUAUUCAGAAAAUUGUGAAGGCAGAUUGUGAAUACAAAUGGUUUAUCACAGAACUCAUGAAUUAGGAUCUCUAUUCAGUUAUCACGAAACGUGGCACACUGUAAUAGAGCACCAUUAAAUAAAUUCUAUUGUAACUAAGUAAUGGAUUAUCUUACUUACACUAACUGGGCUAUGUGCAUAGAGACAUCAAGUUAGAGAAUGUAAUGUUGAGUAAAGAACCUAAUCUAAGAAUUAUUGACUUUGGUCUAUCUGUCUAUAUUGACUCCAAUAAGCUCUAUCCAAGACAUUGCGGAACUCCCACCUACAUGGCGCCUGAGUUAAAUUUGGAAGACAAACUAAUUAUCGGAGAGAUUCUGAAGAAAUCUGAUGUCUUUGCACUUGGUGUCUUAAUUUUCAUACUUUGCUAUGGCUGUCCGCCCUUCACCAUUUCAAAGCCAACCGAAUGUAAAUUUUGGCAGACUAUAGAAUAAAAAAAAUGGUAAGCCUUCUGGAACUACUUUGACAAAAAAGUCAUUAGAUCAGAUCAACAUUUCAAGGAUUUGAUCCAAAAUAUGUUGGAUCCUGAUCACAAGUCAAGAUUCACCAUAGAACAAGUCAAGCAGCAUGAAUGGAUGAAUGAUGAAGGAAAUUUAAAUGAACUAUUAUGA